Molecule: messenger RNA, 1671 nt
Organism: Phytophthora sojae
Lineage: Eukaryota; Oomycota; Peronosporomycetes; Peronosporales; Peronosporaceae
Exons: 1
Coding region: 1-1671 (556 amino acids)
Molecular function (GO): monooxygenase activity; iron ion binding; heme binding
Source: RefSeq, a predicted model, not a curated record
AUGCUGCGCAAGUGGUUGACCAAGCACCGAGCGCUGUCGCCCCUCGGCCCGGCGGGGCUCGCUCUGCUGGCCGGAGCUGCAGUGGUGGCCGCGUACGUCGCCACCCGCUCAAGUGGAGACGCAGUCAGCGUGCUUGACUGCAAGGAAGAGAAGACGAAGGAGAAGUGGGAGAACACGCCGCAGGACAAGCCCAAGGUGGUGCCGUACCUGCCGUCCAAGGUGCCGUGGAUCGGCAACAUGCUGCAGCUGGCGGGCAACGCGCACCGCUUCCACAGCUGGAUGGCGGAGCAGUGCAUCGCCCACAACGGCGUCUUCAAGCUGCACCUGCCCGGCCAGAGCGACAUGCUCGUGACCGCCGUGCCCGAGCACUACGAGCACGUGGUCAAGACGCAGUUCGAGCACUUCAGCAAGGGCCACCAGCAGUACGACAUGUUCGUGGACCUCAUGGGCCACAGCGUGCUCAUCAUCGAGGGCGAGCGCUGGAAGUACCAUCGCCGUCUACUGGUGAGACUUUUCAGUGCUCGAGCCCUGCGCGACCACAUGACGCCCGUGAUCCAGAGACACACUCUGCUGCUGCAGAAUGUCUUCCUCAAGGCCGCAGUCGCCAAGAAGCCCGUGGACGUGUACAUGUUCAUGCACCGCUUCACCUUCAAGGCGUUCGCCGAGAUGGUGUUCAACAACUCGCUGGACAGCAUCGACUCGGAGCACGAGCACCCGUUCGAGCAGGCUUUCGACGAGGCCCAGUCCAUCGUGGCGGGGCGUCUGCAGCAGCCUGUGUGGUUCUGGAAGCUCAUGCGCUGGCUGAACGUGGGCCUGGAACGCAAGCUCAGAGAGGACGUCGCACUCAUCGACGAGUUCAUCAUGGAGAUCAUCUCCACCGCUAUUGAGGCACGGCGACAGCGCCAAGAAGACCUCAAGGCCGGCCGACCCGUCAAGGACGCAGACAAGGAUAUUGUAUCUAUUGUUCUCGAGUGCAUGGAGCAAGAUGGCGACAUGGUGUCGCCUACAGACGUGCGCAACAUCGCCGUUGCAGCUUUGGGAGCUGGCCGCGACACUUCCGCCGACGCUAUGAGCUGGUUGCUGCACACAUUGACGCAAAACCCCCACGUCGAGGACAAACUACGCGCCGAGCUCCUGGAGAACCUUCCGAAGCUCGCAACUAGCCCCUCGUAUGUGCCAUCGAUGGACGAGGUGCAUGGUCUAGUCUACCUCGAAGCAACGAUCCGUGAGCUGCUGCGACUACAGACCCCGGUGCCAUUCACACUCAGAGAGUGUAUCCAUGACACAGUCUUCUCAGACGGUACGUUCGUGCCUAAGGGGACGAAUGUGGGCAUGUGUCACUUCGGCGCUGCUCGACGACCGGAGGUGUGGGGGCCCGACGCAGCAGAGUUCAACCCGGAGCGGUUCAUUGACCAAGAGACCGGCAAGCUCGUGCAGACGCCUAUGGCCAAGUUCAACGCCUUCAGCGGCGGCCAGCGAAUGUGCGUCGGUAAAGCUCUGGCAAUGCUAGAGAUGAAGCUCGUGAUCGCGACGCUUGUAGGUCGCUUCCACUUCAGAGAAGUCCCCGGCCAGAACGUGCAGUACGCAAUGGGGAUCACCAUCGGCAUGAGGAAUUCGCUCAUGAUGCACAUCGAGCCUGUCCGUACAGGAGCCUCUGCUGCCGCCGCAUAG